This is a messenger RNA of Jaculus jaculus (lesser Egyptian jerboa), 1189 nucleotides long. It is a transcript of the gene S1pr4, whose product is annotated as sphingosine-1-phosphate receptor 4. The record is from RefSeq and is a predicted model, not a curated record. Lineage: Eukaryota; Metazoa; Chordata; Mammalia; Rodentia; Dipodidae. The transcript has a single exon. Gene Ontology annotation, molecular function: sphingosine-1-phosphate receptor activity. Bases 19 to 1176 code for a protein of 385 amino acids. Gene Ontology annotation, biological process: G protein-coupled receptor signaling pathway. Gene Ontology annotation, cellular component: membrane.
CUGCCCCUGGGGGAGGCAAUGAACGCCACAGGGUCCCAGCCGGUGGUGGUGGCCCCUGAGUCUUGCCAGGCUCUGGCAGCCGGUGGGCACAGCCACCUCCUCAUCCUUCAUUAUAACCACUCAGGCCGGCUGGCCGGACGCGAAGGCCCUGAGGCCGGGCCGGGGGCCCUGCGGGGUCUGUCGGUGGCCGCCAGCUGCCUGGUGGUCCUGGAGAACGUGGUGGUGCUGGCGGCCAUCGCCACGCACAUGAGGUCGCGGCGCUGGGUGUACUUCUGCCUAGUCAACAUCACCUUGAGUGACCUGCUCACGGGCCUGGCCUACCUGGCCAACGUCCUCCUGUCAGGGCCGCGCACCUUCCUGCUGUCACCCUGGCUGUGGUUCUUGCGAGAGGGGCUCCUGUUCAUGGCCCUGGCCGCGUCCACCUUCAGCCUGCUCUUCACGGCUGGGGAGCGCUUCGCCACCAUGGUGCGGAUGGCUGAGCGAGGGGCCACCAAGACUGGCCGCGUGCUAGGCUCCAUCGGCCUCUGCUGGCUACUGGCUGCCAUCCUGGGGCUGCUGCCCCUGCUGGGCUGGAACUGUGUGUGUGACUUCCCGCGCUGCUCCAGCCUGCUGCCACUGUACGCCAAGGACUACGUGCUCUUCUGCGUGGUCCUCUUCGCCCUGGUCCUGGUCACCAUCCUGGUCCUUUACGGGGCCAUCUUCAGGGUGGUCCGUGCCAAUGGACAGAAGGCACCUCGUCCCCUGGCCCGUCGCAAGGCCCAGCGGCUCCUGACCACGGUGCUCAUGAUCCUGGUGGCCUUCGUGGUGUGCUGGGGACCCCUCUUCGGCCUGCUGCUAGCUGACAUCUUUGGAUCCAACGUGUGGGCCCAGGAGUAUCUCCGAGGCAUGGACUGGAUCCUGGCUCUGGCAGUGCUCAACUCCGCCAUCAACCCCCUCAUCUACUCUUUCCGCAGUCGGGAGGUGUGUCGCGCGGUGGUGGCCUUCCUCUGCUGCGGGUGUCUGCGGCUGGGCCUGCGAGGACCCGGGGAUUGCCUGGCCAAGAUCGCUGAGGUCCACUCUGGGGCAUCUACCACUGACAGCUCGCUGAGGCCCAGAGAGAGCUUUCGGGGCUCCAGAUCCCUCAGCUUUAGAAUGCGAGAGCCAUUGUCAAGUGUCUCCAGCGUGCGUAGUGUCUGAUGGGGGGACAAGA